CUUUUUGCUUACAGUUCGAAAAUGAUGAGCUCGACGCUGAUGAUUCUUGUGUCCGUAACGACCAUGGCAGUCCUCUCUGGGGAAGCUCUCGCCGGGUCGCCCGGUAUUCCGUGCAAUCCAGGAUUUCUUGACGAGCUUCCGCCAAGACUUCGUAAAAUCUGCAUGGCCUUCGCCAGAAUAUGGGACGUCAGGGACAUGAACGACUUCAUCGACGACAGAGAAUACCGAGAGAACUUACCGCGGUACGACAGUACCGUCAAGAGGCAAGACGUCGAUCAUGUUUUCUUGCGCUUUGGAAAACGACGUUAGAACCAGGCAUCACACUCCGCUCUCUAUUCGCAAGCGAUAAACGAUUCGAGUUAUCCUUAAGUUUCCCAUUCGAUCGUCCUGUCGUCGAGAGAACUCAGCACGUCUACCGAAAAUGUAAAAGAGGAAAGAAUAAAAAGACAGAAAAGAGCAAGAGAACCCAUUGAAAGGCGAUCUCGUUAACAUCGUUAAUGGUAUAAUUUUCGUUUUCAUUUUUGCUGUAUUUAAACAGCAUUUAAGAGACCAAAUUGAUCCCCUCGAGAGCACCCUGAGUCGUUCCUGCGUGAAAGUAAGUAUAUAUCUAGUUAAAUAUGGAUUUUAUGCGCGUUAAAGCAAUUAGUUUUGCUCUCUUUGUUCACCGAAAGCGAAAAGUUCAAAGGGACUUUAAUUAACAAUUAAACAUAUAUUAUAUUA
This is a messenger RNA of Cyphomyrmex costatus, 720 nucleotides long. It is a transcript of the gene Ms, whose product is annotated as neuropeptide receptor myosuppressin. The record is from RefSeq and is a predicted model, not a curated record. The transcript has 2 exons. The coding region runs from base 22 to 309 and encodes 95 amino acids. Lineage: Eukaryota; Metazoa; Arthropoda; Insecta; Hymenoptera; Formicidae.